Echinops telfairi (small Madagascar hedgehog) is the source of this 2391-nucleotide messenger RNA. RefSeq names its product ankyrin repeat domain 13C (gene ANKRD13C). The record is from RefSeq and is a predicted model, not a curated record. Lineage: Eukaryota; Metazoa; Chordata; Mammalia; Afrosoricida; Tenrecidae. The coding region runs from base 157 to 1806 and encodes 549 amino acids. Gene Ontology annotation, molecular function: protein binding. The transcript has 13 exons. Gene Ontology annotation, cellular component: cytoplasm.
UGGGAAAUGCGUGCGUCCCGGGCGAGGGGGCAUUCUGGGAGUUCAUGCUGCGCCCGGGCUGCCCGGCCGCCGCUCUAAGCGUCUCGGGCCGCUGCGCCUCCGGCUCCGGCUCCCGCGGCGCGCCCCCGGGGACUCCCCGUGCCCGUGGCGGAGGCCAUGACCGGAGAGAAGAUCCGCUCGUUGCGGGGGGACCACAAGCCCAGCAAAGAGGAGGAGGGGGACCUCCUGGAGCCGGAUGAGGAAGCGGCGGCUGCCCUCGGCGGCGGCGGCGGCACCUUUCCAGGGGACAGGCUGGGCACCAGCGGCGGCGGCAAGGGCGGCAAAGCCUGCCAUCGGAUCUUCAGUAACCACCACCACCGGCUGCAGCUGAAGGCAGCUCCGGCUGCCUCCAACCCCGCCGGCGCCCCGGCUUUGCCGCCGCACAGUCCUUCCGUGACCCCCAGCUCCCAGCACCCCGCUGCUCUCGCGGGCACCGGUCCCGUUGCUGCGGUCGCCGAUGGAGGUGGUUGCCCCGCGCACUACCCUGUGCACGAGUGCGUCUUCAAGGGGGAUGUGAGGAGACUGUCCUCGCUCAUCCGCACUCAUCACAUCGGGCAGAAAGAUAAUCACGGAAACACUCCUUUACAUCUUGCUGUGAUGUUAGGAAAUAAAGAAUGUGCCCAUUUACUUUUGGCUCACAAUGCUCCAGUAAAAGUGAAAAAUGCUCAGGGAUGGAGUCCUCUGGCGGAAGCCAUUAGCUAUGGAGAUAGGCAAAUGAUUACAGCACUUUUAAGGAAACUUAAGCAGCAAUCCAGGGAAAGUGUUGAAGAAAAACGACCUCGAUUAUUAAAAGCCCUGAAAGAGCUAGGUGACUUUUAUCUAGAACUUCACUGGGACUUUCAAAGCUGGGUGCCUUUACUUUCCCGAAUUCUGCCUUCUGAUGCAUGUAAAAUAUACAAACAAGGUAUCAAUAUCAGGCUUGACACAACUCUCAAAGACUUUACUGACAUGAAGUGCCAGCGAGGGGAUUUAAGCUUCAUUUUCAAUGGGGAUGCAGCGCCCUCUAAAUCUUUUGUAGUAUUAGACAAUGAACAGAAAGUUUAUCAGCGAAUACACCAUGAGGAAUCAGAGAUGGAAACAGAAGAAGAGGUUGACAUUUUAAUGAGCAGCGAUAUUUACUCUGCAACUUUGUCAACCAAAUCAAUUUCUUUCACCCGUGCCCAAACAGGAUGGCUCUUUCGGGAAGAUAAAACAGAAAGAGUAGGAAAUUUUUUGGCAGACUUUUAUCUGGUGAAUGGACUUGUUUUGGAAUCAAGGAAAAGAAGAGAACAUCUCAGUGAAGAGGAUAUUCUUCGAAAUAAGGCCAUCAUGGAGAGUUUGAGUAAAGGUGGAAACAUAAUGGAACACAAUUUUGAGCCAAUUCGAAGACAGUCUCUUACCCCUCCUCCUCAGAACACUAUUACAUGGGAAGAAUAUAUUUCUGCUGAGAAUGGAAAAGCUCCUCAUCUGGGUAGAGAACUAGUGUGCAAAGAGAGUAAGAAAACGUUUAAAGCUACAAUAGCCAUGAGCCGAGAAUUUCCUUUAGGAAUUGAGUCAUUAUUGAAUGUUUUAGAAGUAAUAGCUCCCUUCAAGCACUUUAACAAACUUAGAGAAUUUGUUCAGAUGAAGCUUCCUCCAGGCUUUCCUGUAAAAUUAGAUAUACCCGUGUUUCCCACGAUCACAGCCACUGUGACGUUUCAGGAGUUUCGAUAUACUGAAUUUGACAGUGCAAUCUUCACUAUUCCUGAUGACUACAAGGAAGAUCCAAGCCGCUUUCCUGAUCUUUAACUGACCUGGAAAAUGAUUUCAAGGACAGCAAGAGAAUGAAGGGACCCCAGAACUGGAUCCAAAUAGAAAGGAUCGACUCAGCGAAGAGAAAGGGAAUCAAAGACAUUGAUUUGACAUAUCACUCACAAGACAAAUGAAAUGGGCAUCUAAUAAGAAUUUCACCAUUUAUUGAUGUGGUAUUUUGUCUUUUAAAAAAUUUACAUAACAAAGCGUAAUAGUGACACCUUAAUAGCCCUAAUACCUUCUCCUGUAACAGCUAAGAGUGCUGGCUGUGAUUUGUUUUUAAAAAUUUUUACACUUGUUGAAAUAUAUAUAUGCAUAUAAAAAAAUAUAUAGAACACUCCAGGACCAUUAACAUAAAUUAAAUGUCUUAAGAUAUGAAGUCCUUUUAAACCUGUCAUCUUAUAUUCAAGGUGAUAUUUAUAAAUAUUCCUUCAAGCUUUGUUUUCAUAAAAUAUAAACUGUAACAUUAUGUAUAUUUCAGUAAUCUGAAUGUUUGUUCAAUAUAAUGAACUAGAAGGAAUGCAAUUUUCUGUAGAUGAAUGAACCAAAUGGUAACCAUUAAACAGUUGCAUUUAUACGUUG